Messenger RNA from Echinococcus granulosus, 930 nucleotides. RefSeq lists its product as hypothetical. NCBI's taxonomy places the organism in Eukaryota, Metazoa, Platyhelminthes, Cestoda, Cyclophyllidea, Taeniidae. The record is from RefSeq and is a predicted model, not a curated record. The transcript is spliced from 5 exons. Bases 1 to 930 code for a protein of 309 amino acids.
AUGCGGAACAGGAGAAUGACGUCAAAAUUCGAUGCCAGGCAGCACGAGAAGGAAGUCGCCAAUCAUUGCGUGGGUGGAUUACCCAGUGUUGAUGAUGGGGCUUUCAAAUACCACAGGGUUUAUCAAGUCACCAAGGCUUCAUUCUCCCCUUCUUCAUCCCCGCCCCUUCGUCACGAACUAGAUCAGCGUCAGAGACGCGGUGACAGUGGGGUGGUUCCCGUGCCUCCCCUGCUCGUCUCUCUCCCCAUGGACAUGUUUCCUGACCUCCCAGCUCAGUUAGCGGUCGCUUCCACCUUCCCUCAGGUAGCGGUGACAGGUGACAUCGAGCUGUUUGCUGAGCCCCCAUCCCUCUCUACCACCAUCCCCACCGCUACCACCAGCACUACCUCUGAUCUCAGCUCAAGCCUUCUGCUCCUCCUCAUCGUCUGCAUACUUUUCCUUCUCCUCGGGAUCCUCCUUGUCCCAGCCCGCCUCGGCAUUUGCUUCUGGCAUCGUCUCUGUUUUCUCUCCUUCACUCGCUCCUCUAAGAGCAGGCGCUUGGUAUUCACCAAGGCUUCAUUCUCCCCUUCUUCAUCCCCGCCCCUUCGUCACGAACUAGAUCAGCGUCAGAGACGCGGUGACAGUGGGGUGGUUCCCGUGCCUCCCCUGCUCGUCUCUCUCCCCAUGGACAUGUUUCCUGACCUCCCAGCUCAGUUAGCGGUCGCUUCCACCUUCCCUCAGGUAGCGGUGACAGGUGACAUCGAGCUGUUUGCUGAGCCCCCAUCCCUCUCUACCACCAUCCCCACCGCUACCACCAGCACUACCUCUGAUCUCAGCUCAAGCCUUCUGCUCCUCCUCAUCGUCUGCAUACUUUUCCUUCUCCUCGGGAUCCUCCUUGUCCCAGCCCGCCUCGGCAUUUGCUUCUGGCAUCAGCAGGCGCUUGGUAUGUGA